AUGGCGAAAGAAGAGAAGGCACAGACUGAAGUGAGCAUUGGGCUGGAAAAGCUAUGGCAAGUGAUGUCAAAGCCCAAGGAUCUGGCCGCCAUAAUGCCGGAGAUAGUGCCGGAGCAGGUCAAAGAAGUCCAAGUGAUUCAAGGAGACGGCGGCGUCGGCACAGUCCUUUUUACCACUCCUUGGUCCAUAUUACCCGGAUCCUCUGGGGCGAGUUAUAAGGAGAAAAUUGCAGAGCUUGACGGCACCGCACAUGUGAUAGCGUUUGAGUACGUUGAAGGUGGAUUUCUGGAUCGAGGUUUCACUUACUUCAAGACGACCAUUCAGCUAUCUGCAAAAGGAGAGGGCCAGACUCUGGUGGAUGUGAAGAUCUCUUAUGAAUCUGACAUUGAUGAAGAAUCCACCCAGCGGCUCACCAAGACCGCUGUGACUUCUGCUUUGAACUUCUUGAGCGGCCUUGAAAAACGUCUCUCCGAUGCCGCCUGA
Prosopis cineraria is the source of this 483-nucleotide messenger RNA. Its product is annotated as phytohormone-binding protein CSBP-like. Gene Ontology annotation, molecular function: protein phosphatase inhibitor activity; abscisic acid binding; signaling receptor activity. The transcript is spliced from 2 exons. The record is from RefSeq and is a predicted model, not a curated record. Gene Ontology annotation, cellular component: cytoplasm; nucleus. Gene Ontology annotation, biological process: defense response; abscisic acid-activated signaling pathway. NCBI's taxonomy places the organism in Eukaryota, Viridiplantae, Streptophyta, Magnoliopsida, Fabales, Fabaceae. Bases 1 to 483 code for a protein of 160 amino acids.